AUGCCACUGUCCAGAGGCGACCGAGAUUCCUCCCGGAGGGCCCGGGCCCGCGCGCCUUCCGAGGCGCUGGAGCCACAAGUCCCGACGCGCCGGGGGCGAGAGGGGGCGGGGAGGUCAGAGGGCUCCCGGGAGCCGCCGGGGCAGCCCCCAAAACGAGAGUUAGCUGAAGAUAUUAGAUGUACCCGCUCCCCGCUCCGCGCGGGCCGUCGUGCAAUGCUAUCCGGGCUCCGCGCGCGCCACGCGCCCCUCCUCCUCAAGUCCGUCCUCUCUGAAACCUUGGCAGCCAAGAGGGAUCACAUUUCCUUUGUCAUCGGGCCAUUUCGCCCUCGCCUUGGUCCCCCCUCCGAUCCCGAGCUGGGGACUCGGCUCCUCCCGGGCGCGCUGGGCUCACUGGACGCGGCACCGGCCUCGCGCGCCGAGCUCUGGAGCCGCGUGGCCCAGGAUGCCGGCCAGCGCCCGCGUCAUCUUCCUUCUGCACCGAGUGGCCGAGCGGGACUCGGGUGGCCCCGCGCGCUGCGCCCUCCGGGCUGGGGUCCUGCGGCGCCCGGCCUCCUGGGGCUCUCGCAGCACCCCCCAACGCGGGCCUCGUGCGCGCGCACCCCCUUUCUCUGCUUUGCCGCCUCUUCCUCCGUCACCACCUCCUCCUCCUCUCUGGACGCCGGUUAUUGGGACUGA
Molecule: messenger RNA, 675 nt
Organism: Elephantulus edwardii (Cape elephant shrew)
Lineage: Eukaryota; Metazoa; Chordata; Mammalia; Macroscelidea; Macroscelididae
Source: RefSeq, a predicted model, not a curated record